AUGUUCUCCAAGUCGCAGGUCGCUUCCAUUCUCCUUGCUCUCUUUGCUGCCACCGCAGUCAACGCACACGGUGCCAUCGUCGCUGUCAAGGGCGAGAACGGCGUCAACGGUCAGGCAUUUGGCGUUGUUGACACUACUCCCCGUGAUGGUACCAAGCGUAACCCCUUCCAGACCGACACAUCCAUCAUCCGUGACAAGGAAAUCGCCAGCGGCGAUGCCCAAGCUUGCGGACGUACCCUCGCCGGUGGUGUGAACGAUAUGGCCGCUCAGAUGUCCGAGGCAUCUUCUGCUGGUCUUGCAUCGGUUGGCUCCGAUGGGUCGGUCACGAUGACUGUUCACCAAGUCAACGGUGACGGCGCUGGUCCAUACACAUGCGACGUCUCUGCGGACGCAUCUGGCCAGAACUUUGUGGCCAUGGAGGUGACGACCAAUGUGCCGGGCCAGAACUCGCGUUCGCAAGCCAAGGCUGAGGACUUCCCGCUUGUGGCUCAGAUGCCAGCGGGUACGACGUGCACUGGUGGUCCAGACGGCAACGCUUGCAUUGUGCGAUGCCGCAAUGCGGCUCGUGCCGGACCGUUUGGUGGAUGUGUACCGGUUACAAAUGCUGCUGAAGCAGGAGCCAAAGGCAAGGCUCCUGCCAAGCGGGACGUGACGAUCGCCGAGGCGGAAGAGGCACUCAGGGAGGACAUGGAGAAGCGAUCUGUUCAGGCUGAGAAGAAGAGGUACCUGCGCACUCGUGUUGCCGGUGUCAAGGCCGGAUACUGGAUCUAA
Molecule: messenger RNA, 771 nt
Organism: Rhizoctonia solani
Lineage: Eukaryota; Fungi; Basidiomycota; Agaricomycetes; Cantharellales; Ceratobasidiaceae
Exons: 5
Coding region: 1-771 (256 amino acids)
Source: RefSeq, a predicted model, not a curated record